Aegilops tauschii subsp. strangulata is the source of this 1238-nucleotide messenger RNA. Its product is annotated as monothiol glutaredoxin-S12, chloroplastic. The record is from RefSeq and is a predicted model, not a curated record. NCBI's taxonomy places the organism in Eukaryota, Viridiplantae, Streptophyta, Magnoliopsida, Poales, Poaceae. Gene Ontology annotation, cellular component: mitochondrial matrix.
ACGCGGCUGGACAUCAUCGUCUCCACACACCUCCACCUCACCUUUCUCCGGCUCAACCGCGCUACCAUGACUUUCCCCAUGGCCACCUCCACCGCCUCCACGGCCGCCGCCGCUUCCCUCCGCCUUCUCCCGGUGCCAGCCACCCCAUCCUCCCGCACUCUCCGCUUCUCGCCCAUCCUCCGCCGCGCGCCCCGCGCCCUCUUAUCCGUCUCCGCCCUCAGCAAGCUCUCCGAGGCGCCCCCCGUCCCCAUCCCGCAGGAGGCCACCCAGACUUUGCCCGGCGAGGACGCGCUUCCCCCUAGGCCCGGGGUCUACGGCGUCUUCGACCCCGCCGGGGACCUGCAGUUUCUCGGGAUCUCGCGCAACGUCAGGGCCAGCGUCGAGGGGCACCGCAGAAAGGUGCCCGCUGACCUCUGCGCCUCCGUCAAGGUUGCAAUACCAGACGAGGAAACACCAGAUAAAAGUGUCCUGACUAAUGCCUGGAAAUCAUGGAUGGAAGAAUACAUAGCAGCCACUGGCAAGGCACCACCAGGGAACGUUGCCGGGAACCACACCUGGAUCGGUCCUCCACAGAGACCUGCAGAUUUGCGUUUGACUCCUGGUCGCCAUGUUCAGCUAACUGUGCCACUUGAACAGUUGAUUGAUCGGUUAGUGAAGGAAAAUAAAGUGGUUGCCUUCAUCAAAGGAUCAAGAAGUGCUCCCCAGUGUGGGUUCUCGCAAAGAGUGGUGGGGAUCCUGGAGGCACAUGGAGUGGAUUUUGCAUCCGUAGAUAUUCUUGAUGAGGAGCACAACCAUGGGUUGAGAGAGACCCUCAAGACCUACAGCAACUGGCCAACCUUCCCACAGGUUUUUGUUGGAGGAGAACUUGUGGGCGGAUGUGAUAUUAUUUCAUCCAUGGCUGAAAAGGGGGAGCUUGCUGCCCUAUUUCAGAAAUAGCACUCUCACCUUGGAGUUUAAGUAAUGUCUUGUUUUAUCAGGUGCAAAAUGUGACCUUAUCUCUUGUACUGUUGCAAUAAUGCUUAGCUUAUUGUAAGGCACAAAGUUCUUGGCUCAGAAACACGUUGAUUCAAUUUAGAUGAGGCAGCGUUGUACUGUGAAACUUGCUGGUUGUUUUUGAGAGAGGGCUUAGCAAAGGUGGCUGUGUGUAUUUUUGUGGUCGUUUCACAUCUUGCACAUGAAUACAUUGUAGCUACAUGAGAAAGUAUGUGAUGCAUGAAGUGAGAAAAUCGUUGGAUUGA